AUUUCGCCUAAUGAAGAUGAAGAUGGCGGAGACGAACCUCAGGCAUUCUAUGUUGGUGGAUCAGAGACUGGAGGGGGGGGUCAACAGGUGCUAGGGCCACGACGCCGCGAUGUACCAGCGGCAGACCUCUUGAAGCGUCUAUCAUCUCCAGAAAAUUUAGUUCAUAAAAUUUUUCAAACUACCAAAGAGAGUGGAGCAGAAGUAUUGGAGAAAACUCGAGUUACAGAUCAUCCUUCCACAUCUAAAGUUAAGCCUUUUGGGGGCAGUGGAUAUCGGUGA
Molecule: messenger RNA, 279 nt
Organism: Protopolystoma xenopodis
Lineage: Eukaryota; Metazoa; Platyhelminthes; Monogenea; Polystomatidea; Polystomatidae
Source: the annotation of a GenBank genome assembly